Gadus macrocephalus (Pacific cod) is the source of this 2713-nucleotide messenger RNA. It is a transcript of the gene fscn2b, whose product is annotated as fascin actin-bundling protein 2b, retinal. NCBI's taxonomy places the organism in Eukaryota, Metazoa, Chordata, Actinopteri, Gadiformes, Gadidae. Gene Ontology annotation, biological process: actin filament bundle assembly; cell migration; establishment or maintenance of cell polarity. Bases 699 to 1313 code for a protein of 204 amino acids. The record is from RefSeq and is a predicted model, not a curated record. Gene Ontology annotation, cellular component: cytoplasm; actin cytoskeleton. Gene Ontology annotation, molecular function: actin filament binding; protein-macromolecule adaptor activity. The transcript has 5 exons.
GCACAGAGGACGGGGAAGAAGAGGGAGUGGUUCCAUUCAAACAGAUAGUUUAAUCAGCAGUCUGGACUCAAAAGAACUGUUUAUCCAAUGUGUGCGUGCUUGCGAGUGUGAGCACUCAGGCAACUGUGGCCUUACAGGGCUUAUAGUGAAUACACAUCACAUGAAUGGACUUGUCCACAGACUGAGAUUCGUCAGUGAAAGACAAGUAAGUGACCAACCUCUUGGUGACAAGCCAGGACCACCCUGGGCACACGAGCACAAACUGGUACAAAUAGAGGGCUGCAUAAAGCGUUGGUUUAUCCAUUUAUAUAGUCGUACAUUUGUUGCUUUUUAAAAAAAAGUCGAUUUUAAUAUUCUUCAGUUGAUUUAGGUUCAGCGGCAUUGGUGAUUAUCAGUUCAACCUACUAAACCCAGACCACGCAAUGCUCUCUGUUGUUCCCUGUUUACGCCUUCAUCGAGCAGGCUGCAAGGGAGGGAUUGUGGGGAUCGUAGUCCAAUUAUGAUUGGAUUGAUCACAGGGAUGAAGGGGGUGGGGCCAGGGCAGGAAGGUUUGAAGUCAACAGGGCAGGGAGGUGAACAAGAGGGAAGAUGGAUAUAGAAGAGGGAGCGAGAAGAGGAAGAGGCCAGAUGAGCAGAGCAGCAGGAGACGGAGGAUAACAGGAGUCAGCCUGUCGGCCAAUCAGGAAGACGAGACGGACAUGGAGACGUUCCAGAUGGAGAUCGACAGGGAGACGAAGAAGUGCAUCUUCCGGACCAGUCAGGGGAACUACUGGGCCCUGGUGGCCCACGGAGGCAUACAGACCACUGCCACCGACAUAUCAGCCGACACCAUGUUCACACUGGAGUGGCUGGGUAACAGAAUGGCGCUACGAGCCAACAACGGUAAAUACGUCUGUACCAAGAAGAAUGGCCAGCUGCUAGCCGUUAGCGACUCUAUUGGCGAAGACGAGCAGUUCAAUCUGAAGUUGAUCAAUCGACCAAUGCUGAUCCUCAAAGGAGAGAACGGCUACAUCUGCCACCACAAGACUUCCAACACGCUGGACGCCAGUCGAUCUGUCUACGACAUCUUCACCUUAAGCUUCAACGACGGAGCGUACCACAUCAAAGGCGUGACCGGGCGGUUCUGGUACGUGAACAGCGCCGGGCUGGUGUGCUCCGACGGAGAGACCCCGGAGGACUUCACCCUGGAGUUCCCGGAGCACGGGCGCAUCGCCGUCCGCGGCAAGAACGGCAGAUACCUCCGCGGGGACCAAGGGGGCACCCUCAAGGGCGACGGACUCAGCGCCAACAGCUCGGCCCUGUGGGAGUACUGAUCCCGGACCGCUGCCCCCAACACCCCCCCCCCGCCACCAACGCUGCUCCUUCUGGUUCUGUAAGAGGCCAGGUGAACCAUCGACGCGCUCCUGCCCCCUUUAAGGAAUAAUAAUGCUCCCAACAGCCUCGAGUUAAUCUGGACCUGAAGGAGAGGCCGGCCGCCUGAGGCCUCUUGUUCACCCUUGGGUGAAGCUCCGGUCUUUGGAGUCUAAAAGGCAGAGCAGUGUUUAAAAGGGUCAUUUGAAAAGGUCCUGAGCUUACGCCCCACCGAUGAUAAAAAUCCUGAUCCAUCCAAGUGUCCACGUAAUAAAUCAUCUACAUACAUGUAUGGUGUUGUUUAGGGGGGGGGGGGGGGGGUAGCAUUAAAGUGUGGAAUCCCAUUACAGAGAACUCUCUUGACUAUUUAGUCAUUUAGCAGACUCUUCUAUCCAAAUUCGACUUCCACUGAAGUGUUUUAGAUACAGGACAUCCACGAGCAGGGUGAGGCGUUUCUCUAGGGAUGCUUACAAGUUGACUGCGGGCAUCGGGGAUUGACCUCAGAACGUUUCGUCUGGGACUAGAACACUCUCCCUAAAUGGGCUCAUUAGUUGGGGAAUUGACUUUACUCCAACAUGGACCUAAAUGAAGAGAGGUGGUGUUGAAAGUGUGCACCCUGGAGUUGCUAACGCAAUAUUUCUACAUAUUCAUUCUUGAAAUGGUGUAAUAUUGACAUUGGUCAAUAAUUCUUACUGAUUGACCGACACAAUAAGCCCGAGUUCACUUAGCUACUGUAUCUCACUAUCUCUCAUGAGGGAAAACUCAGUAUGUGUGUGUGCCCCUCAGAUAACUCCAUCCUUUUGCAUGAAUAAUAAUCAAUUAACAUGGAAAAUAAGUCCUUUAUAGAGGAUCUCUGAAACCCCCUGCAAGCCUUAGUGGGUUAGUGCAUGAAACAGUGGAAGCAGACAAAAGCAAAUGAUUGCGGUUCCACCGAUUAACUGAGGAAGUGGAUUGCUUUUGAAAGGUCAGCUCCAUUCCGCUGUGUUUCAGGUCACAUAUCAGCCUGUUUCAUGUCAUUGGUGUGGCAGCGCUGACAGAGGACACCCCUGUCAACAGGAGUGUGUGCGUUCCCAGGACAUACUCCCCUCCGAGCUGGGUUAUGGUUCAUGUCUUGGACUGUAGCCAUCGUGACAGAUUCAUAUAGAUAUGCAGAACAGGGCUCACCUUCUCGCCUGCUGCAUACGUUUUCUGGAUCUAUUCUUGUCAUUUAGUGUUUUAUUUUCUUUUGGAACGGAAGUGCAGAAACAAUUUUUAAGUGUUGAUAUUCAAUCUUUUAUUGUUAAAUGCUAUAAAUGGUAUUCAAAUCAUAUUUUAGAUUCCGUUGUGUUUUAGAACGCUUGAGACCUACAUAAAAAACAUGAAA